AUGAUAAAGACAAAAGCAUCGCUGUUAAAGGAGAAAGAGCAGAAUGUGGUAAAAGAAUUCAAAGCGGUUAAAUUUGAAGGACUUAAGAGACUCCCGAAGACAAAACCCCCACAAAGUUACAAUAAUAAAAAUAAAGAUACAGAUGAUGAAGAAUUUGAUGCAAUAUUUGGUGAUGGUCCACGAAAGAGGCCUAAAAAGGAUAAAAAUGAAGUGACAUUUGAUAAAGCUAGACGAGAAAUAUUGAAUUUAGGAAUAUCAGGUGCAAAUGCAACAGAUCAAUCAGAUCAGAUUACGCAGCUUUUAGUUAAAUUAGGUGCUAAACCUCCGAAAAGACAGGCACGGAAUUAUAAGGAGAUAUUAGAUGAGAGAAAAAAGAUGAAGGAUGAAGACUCGAAGAUCAAUAAACGAGCUAUUUUUGGAACAUCCGCAUCACUUCAAUAUCGCGGUCAAAAAAAGACUUCGAGGAAUGAUGGACUUUUGAGAAGUUACGGACGAGUUGAUAAGGAAAGUAUAAAGAAAAUGCAGCAAAAGGAUCUAGGAAAAAGGAAACGGAAAUAA
Chironomus riparius is the source of this 558-nucleotide messenger RNA. The record is from the annotation of a GenBank genome assembly. Lineage: Eukaryota; Metazoa; Arthropoda; Insecta; Diptera; Chironomidae.